Molecule: messenger RNA, 1125 nt
Organism: Ctenocephalides felis (cat flea)
Lineage: Eukaryota; Metazoa; Arthropoda; Insecta; Siphonaptera; Pulicidae
Product: S-formylglutathione hydrolase
Exons: 5
Coding region: 173-1018 (281 amino acids)
Biological process (GO): formaldehyde catabolic process
Cellular component (GO): cytosol
Molecular function (GO): S-formylglutathione hydrolase activity
Source: RefSeq, a predicted model, not a curated record
CUGUUAUCAAAAUAAAUAGAUAUCAAAUUGCACAAUUUUUAAUAGAUUUUUAUCAAUUGCAAGGUAUUUAAUAGUAGUUUUAGUAAUAAUUUCUUGUGAAAAUUAUUUUAAAAGUUUAUCUUGAAGUGUAACAAGAAAAUUUGUGGUAAACCGGCGAUUGCAAAAAUUUGAGAUGGCUUUAAACGAAUUAUCAGCAAACUACUCCUUCGACGGAUGGCAGAAAGUGUUUUCCCACGAUUCAAAAACCGUAGGGUGCUCCAUGAAAUUCGCAAUAUACUUGCCACCACAAGCUGAGACUGGAAAAGUGCCUGUUUUAUACUGGCUUUCGGGGUUAACUUGUAACGAAACAAACUUUAUACACAAAGCCGGUAUGCUUCAGAGCACGGGUGUAAUCAUUGUCUGUCCGGAUACUUCCCCACGGGGUUUAAGUUUACCCAAAGAAGACGAGAGUUGGGAUUUUGGAACCGGUGCCGGAUUUUAUGUGGAUGCUACCGAAGCACCUUGGAAGGAUAACUAUAAAAUGUUCUCGUAUGUUACGAAAGAGCUGGUUGAUUUAGUUUGUGAGAAUUUUCCUGUGUUGAGCGAUAAACAGGGGAUAUUCGGACAUAGCAUGGGUGGUCACGGUGCUUUGAUAUGUGCUCUGAAAUGUCCAGGAUUGUACAAGUCUGUUAGUGCUUUUGCACCAAUUUGCAAUCCGAUAAAAUGUCCAUGGGGCCAGAAGGCUUUGAGCGGUUACUUAGGUCCUCAAGAAACCGGCAAUUGGAACGAAUGGGACGCAACCGAAUUAGUUAAGAAAUACAGUGGACCUCCACUAGAGAUUUUCAUCGACCAGGGAACCAAAGACGAAUUCCUUGCUGCCAAACAGCUACUACCCGAAAACUUCCUGGACGCUUGCAAAGAUAACACCAAUGUCGCAUGUCUGAUGACCAAUCGUGCUAAUUACGACCACAGUUAUUAUUAUAUAGCCUCCUUCGUUCAAGAGCAUAUCGCUCACCACAUGAAAUACUUAAAACAAUAAAUAUAUAUAGUAUAUUAUUACAAAUACUCUGUAACUUUCAUUAUUUUUGCAUUAUCUUGUUAUAUCUGAGCAAAUCAAAUGUAAAUCAUAAAUCAUAAAUCAAUUUA